Aegilops tauschii subsp. strangulata is the source of this 385-nucleotide messenger RNA. The record is from RefSeq and is a predicted model, not a curated record. Lineage: Eukaryota; Viridiplantae; Streptophyta; Magnoliopsida; Poales; Poaceae.
GGUAAGCGAGCGUAAGAAGCCUCCUACCCUCCUGUACUGUAUAGUGUACACCAUGGCAGUGCUGCAGAGGAACACGAGCGUCCUGUGCUUCGUGGCCACCCUCAUGGUGGCUAUGGCUACCACCCUUCUUCUCUCCCCAUGCGACGCCCAUAAAAAGGGAGAUGAGACUGCUGCAUUUCCCUUGCCGGCGUCGUGCUACUCCAUCUCUUUCCCAAACUGUACCGACGACAAGUGCAAGAAGUUUUGCGGCGGCGAAGGCAAGCCGCCGGCCCCCAAGGCCUUCUGCAAUGACAACAACAACUGUUGAUGUCCUGUAAUUCAAUUAUAAGCGUCUGCUGAAGCAACUGAGCUAAGAAAUAAUCAAAUAUGACAAUAUUGAUAAUUA